Physella acuta is the source of this 2604-nucleotide messenger RNA. RefSeq lists its product as uncharacterized. Gene Ontology annotation, biological process: cell-matrix adhesion. Gene Ontology annotation, molecular function: ErbB-2 class receptor binding. Lineage: Eukaryota; Metazoa; Mollusca; Gastropoda; Physidae. The record is from RefSeq and is a predicted model, not a curated record.
CGCUUGACAAAGUGACACUCUAAUCUGGAGAAUAUAAGUAAAUAAAAAAAGUGUUUGGCAUUUUGUAUAGUUUAUCUGAGGAUAUCUUUAUGAUCUGCGCAUAAUGUUGCAAACUGUUUUAUUCAGCUGAUAUAAAAGUGUGUUAAAUAUUUAUAUAGUGUUACGCUAUACAUCGAUACGUGUUAGAUGAAAGCAUAAGGAGUAACAGACAGAUGGAUUAUUGAAGGCUACUCGCAGCGCCAAAUGUGACCCUGCUCGCAGCGCCAAUUGUGACCUUCCCCGAGUCUAUCCUGCCCGACAACGCCAAUUGUAACGAGUUGAACCACUCAUGCUACACAACAUCGACUACAGUAGAAAGACUCGAAGAUGCAGUUCCUGAAUGUCAGAAUUCACACACACACUAAACACAGUUAUGCACAAGGUUGACUAUGGGUGCCUAACUCGGCAAGUCUAGUUGAAUUCAUCCUGUUCGCAGCGCCAAUUGUGACCUAGGCUACUCGCAGCGCCAAAUGUGACCCUGCUCGCAGCGCCAAUUGUGACCUUCCCCGAGUCUAUCCUGCCCGACAACGCCAAUUGUAACGAGUUGAACCACUCAUGCUACACAACAUCGACUACAGUAGAAAGACUCGAAGAUGCAGAUAUCUAAGUCCCAACAAAGAGAGGAUGUCUUCAUUUAACGUUUACGUAAUAAUUCUACUGAGUAUUGUCAGCUUCUCUAUUGGAAACGUAGAUAACCAAAGUAAUGAAAUAAACUCGAGAACAAGCCGUGCUGGGCCCUCAGAAAGCGGUAAAGAAUUCCACAUACAGCCAGGGAAUGAAACAAAAAGACAGCCACUAUGGGCUGAAGAUGAUACAAAAGCAGCUGAGUUGUUAGAAAAAGUCCAACAUUAUAGGCCUAGACCACAAAAGAAUGAAAUAGAUAAUAUAAUGGAAGCUGAGGAACUGUAUGCAGUGACAACAGUCAACAUGAAGAAACAAACUGAAAAGCCUAAAGCCACAAGUUUAGCUCCAAGUAUUUCUAUGAACAUAAAUACACCAGUUACUGAAAUUGAUGAAAUUCCAAAAAAAGAUGCUAAAAGACUCUCAUGGGCAGAGCAAGAGGAGUAUAAAUCUGCUGAGGAAAUAUUUGAGGAUCCUAAUCCACAUAAUACUUCAAGUAACAAGGCUCAUACAACUUUAAAGCCAACCAAUAAUAGUUCUACUGCUCCAAUGUUUCAUAACUUUACACAGACUACAGCAUCCCUGCCCAACUCUUUAAUUGAAAGCAAUGCCUUACAAGUUACACCAAAAACCAAUUUUAUGGAAACAAUAGAAAAUCCAUUUGUGGUUCCAUUUUGGAACGACAGAAAAAAGUAUGUAAGAGAUCAGAAAAUACAGCAUAGGAUGAAGAGAAGUGUAGAAAGAGUUGAUUUAGAUGAUGCAUCCAAAUCCAGUAGUGAGACUGGUGGUAUUUCUGAGGAAUAUUUGCUGUUUGAAGAAGAUAGAUCGCACCUCAUGAAAAGAUCACUCAAAGAUUAUGUAUCAGGGGACUUAAUAGUGCGAGGUGAGAUAAAAACUACACCAGUUGUGAUGAGCAGUUCCUAUAAUACCUUAAAAAAAACAAUCAAUGAUGAUCUGGUUCUUAAACUGGAAACCUUUCUAAAUAAAAAUAAAGAUGGCACGUUUAGUAAAUUCACAUUUUUAAUUUUGAACAUUAGCUCAGACAGUAACUACAAUACUGUUCCAUUUGAAGUCCACUUGACGGACUCAGAUACCUUCUAUGGAGCACAAGAUGACUCACAAAUCCGCAGAGAUCUAGCUGAAGUCUUGUUGUCAAUUCAUCAAGUGGGUACAUACUACAUCAACAUCUCACUAAUAGAAGACAUGAGCAAUAAAAUGGUACCAAGCAUUUGUAUAUUAUGUGAAUCAUAUGAGACCUGCAUUAAUGUAACUAGCAAUAAUUGGGAAUGCAGCUUGGCAGAACAAAGAACUUACCCCUAUGGUAUUCUACACAUGGAUAAUCAUCUUUCUAGAAAUAAUGAAUUUGCCACUCAAAAACUCUACAUUGAGGAUUACAUUCCUUUUCAACAAACAUUACAUAAUGAAAUAUGGAUAUCAGUGAAUGGCAUAAUCAGCUUUGGUGAAGAGUUUGCAAGCUUCUCACCUCAACGUCUACCAGUAAUGGACAGCAGCAAUAAAACUUACAGGCACUUGCUGGCUCCAUACUGGACUGAUUUGGAUCUUGUUGAGGGAGAUGAAGGGAAUGUCUUUUAUCAUAUGUAUGAUUGUAAAAAAAGUGAUAUUUGUAUUAGAGCUAAUGAUGAUGUUCAUAAAUAUGCUAAUAUUUCAUUGUACAAUGCCACCACUGUUAUUGUUAUCACAUGGGUCAAAGUUCCUGCCCAUGGAAAUUCAAAUGAGCGGGUUUCAUUUCAGUGUGCAAUAAUUUCCAAUAGCUACACAACAUAUGCUAUAUAUUUUUAUAUGCAAGGUGCAAUGCAGCUCAAACCUGCAUCAGCAAGGAAUGUGGAAGCAGGAUGGGGAAGUAUUAAUUUGGACAGCUCCAAAUCAGCUUACUAUGUUUUUGAUACAGUCAUGGGCAACACAGGCAAGAUUACUAUUUUUUAA